GGCUUCGACGGGUAGUACGAUGUCAUGGACAGGCGCUAACUACCGUUGUCCCGUGCACCACAUCUGCGACACACACGCAUACAUUCAAGCAAAGAAUGUGUUCAGUUACAUAAGUUCAUCAACAAUGGCACAAUUAUGCGUGUCUUUCUCUAUCUCUCUGUAUAGAUGUACUAUUUUUCCACACAACGGGGUAGUGGCACAUCACGAAACAGCUAGUGCAUCGAGGGGAUAAAAUGGAAAAAACUAUAUAUAUAUCAUACACCUAAAAGCGUAGGACGCGCUCAAAGCAUGAAACGCAGUCUGUACAGACAAAAGAAACCCUUCGUGUAUUAGUUGUACGGAACGUCGAAAAUAAUAAUAAUAAACGAAGUUGCAAUGCUGUGAGACGCAGCCGUGAGAAGCUGUUACUUUGUUGCGAAAGGAAGUUGUGGUUGCUGGCCUUUUAUUUUUUUGCUGACUUUUUUUUGUAAUUUCUUUCUUUAUUGAGUUUUUUUUUUCUAUUUAGCUGUUUGACUGCCGCCCGUCGAUCUUUCUCUUCCCUUUUCUGUGACCAUUAAUAUUUGCUGUCAGAACGUACUAACCCUCGUAAAACGAAGUUUUUUGGCCCAUCGGAAAAAGAAAUCCGGAAGGGAGAGUCACGCCUGCUCAGGAGUUUACUGUUUUCCUGUUCUUCGCAUGUGUGUGUGUGUGUGUGUGUGUGCUGCUGCUGCUGCUGCUUGGUUCACAUUGCUGCGCCUGUUUUACCAACACGAUCGCUUACAGCAACGGAAAGGGAAAACAAUACUAACAGUGAAUUACGGCACGUAACAUCUAAGUCGGCAAGAAUCCGAUGAGAACAUGUUGUGUCAUGCUUACCUCAGCCGCGUGGCUUUCAUCGGUGUGUUUCUCUCUCACGUCUUCUCACGUCUUCUCACGUUCUUUGUUUUCCUUUUCCUCCGAUCUCUCAUGCUCGUCAACGUUUUCGUCAGUCUCUUGCCCCGUUUGAGCUUACGUGUUCACUUGCCCAAUUUUACUAUUAUUCGUUUUCUUUUUUCCCGAUCCCAUUCGGCCAUUCGAGAGCGCUGUUCGCAGGUAAAACCCGCCUCCCCACACCCAUUCGAGCACCCACACCUUUGACGCUGCGUUCUUGCCUUUUUAUAUUACCUAUUGUUUUUUGCGCCUCCCCAAACGUCGUUUUUCCCCUCCUGACUUAACUCUUCUUUCCCCGCCCAGUAAGUUGCACCGGACGUGUUUAUUGUGGUUUUCUCUUUUUGUUUCUUUGCCGGUUGGCCAACCCUGUCGGUGCCCUGGUCGUGGAGCAAGUGGUAUCGCUGAACCCCUUGUGACCGCCUUCUUUUUUUUCUCUCUUCUUCUUUUCACUCUCUCUCUCUCUACCGCAAAGCACCCCAACAAAGCGGACACAGACGGAAAUACCGCGUUGGACCUCAUUCAAUCAAAAAAAAAAAUACACACACACGCACACACAUAACAAUAACAAGUAGAUCAAUCGGUUUCUCACGAACUCAAGUGAAAGCCAAAAGAGAAGAAAAAAACCCACAAGCACAUCACAUCGCGUCUUUUCCCUUGCCCUUCGUUUCGGGCCUAGCUCAUCUCUCUUCUUUCACCUCCUAUCUACAUAUAUAUAUAUAUAUAUAUAUAUAUCCACCGUUUUUAUCUCUGCUUUUGCGCGACACAAUGCCGGAGCGUGUCUCGGUGAAUCAGGAGGUGUACUACUUCGACGCCAAGAAUGGUUGGCUGCGCGGCGUCGUGAAGGCGGUGGAGGGGACGAAGGUCACUGUGGAGGAUAACGAAUCACACGCCAACGUAACCGUCCCGCACGACCACGACCAUGUCCACGGCUACAUCUCGGAGAGCUACGACGCCAACGAUGCGGAACUCUUCCAUGUCAGCGACCUGCACGUCGCCACCUUGCUCUACUGCAUCAAGGAUCGCUUCGAGCAGCUCCACAAGCAGUACUCGUUGAUGGGUGAGAUGGUGCUCUCCGUCAACCCGUUUCAGCUCAUGCCGUUCAACAGCGAGCAAGAGCGCAAGAAAUACCUCGCCCUCCCCGACCCGCGGCUUCUGCCACCGCACAUCUGGCAGGUGGCCCACAAAUCCUUCAACGCCGUCUUUGUGCAAGGCCAGGGCAACCAGUCCGUCGUCAUCUCCGGCGAGUCCGGUUCUGGCAAAACCGAGAACGCGAAGAUGCUCAUCGCGUACCUCGGUCAGCUGAGCUACAUGCACAGCAAGGACACGUCGCAGCGCGCCAUCGCGGACAAGAUCGACGAAAACCUCACGCUGAGCAACCCCGUGAUGGAGUCCUUCGGUAACGCGCGCACCGUGCGCAACGAUAACUCGUCCCGCUUCGGCAAGUACAUCAAGCUCUACUUCGACCCCAACUCCGGGGUGCUGGUGGGUGGCCAGACCGUCACCUACCUGCUGGAGAAGAGCCGCAUCAUCAUGCAGUCGGCCGGGGAGCGCAACUACCACAUCUUCUACGAGAUGCUGGCGGGUCUGACGGCACAGGAAAAGGAGGAGCUGGGCGGCCUCAAGACGGCGCAGGACUACCGCUGCCUCAACGGCGGCAACACCUUCAUUCGCCGCGGCGUCGAUGGCAGGCCCCUCAACGAUGCCCAUGAGUUCCAAACGGUGCGCCACGCCUUGAAUCAGCUGGGGGUGCCGCCCAAGACGCAGAAGUGCAUGUUCCGCGUGCUGGCCGCGAUUCUGCACCUUAUGGAAGUGGAGUUCACGGCGGAUAACAACGACAAGGCGCAAAUCGCCACCGACACGCCCUUCAAGACGGGCUGCGCGCUGCUCGGCCUGAACGAGGAGAAGCUGCAGGUGUGCUUCCUGGUGAAGAGCAAGACGUCGCUGGUCACCAUCCUGGCCUCCAAGACGGAGGCGGAGGGUCUGCGCAACGCCUUCUGCAAGGGCAUCUACGUGGGCAUGUUCGACCGCCUUGUGGAGUUUGUGAACACCGCCAUCCAACCUCAGGUGGACUGCACCGGUUGCAAGUACAUCGGCCUGCUCGAUAUCUUUGGUUUUGAGAACUUCACCCGCAACAGCUUCGAGCAGAUCUGCAUCAACUACGCCAACGAGUCGCUGCAGAACCACUACAACAAGUACACCUUCAUCAAUGACGAGGAGGAAUGCAAGCGCGAGGGCAUUCAGGUCCCUAAGAUCGAGUUCCCCGACAACUCCGAGUGCGUGAACAUGUUCGACGAGAAGACCUACGGCAUCUUCUCGAUGCUCGACGAGGAGUGCAACUUCAAGGGCGGCAACACCGAGCGCUUCACGACGAACCUGUGGGAGUAUUGGGACGGCAGGAACGCGUACUUCGUGAAGCCGAAGAGCACAAUUCCGAACCAGUUCGGCAUCAACCACUACGCCUCCUUCGUGAAUUACAACGCCGACGAGUGGCUUGAGAAGAACACCGACGCCCUCAAGGAGGAAAUGUACGAGUGUGUGAAAGGCUCCACGGAGGAUUUUGUGCAGACACUGCUGUCGACGGUGAAGAGUCUGGCGCGCCGCAAGCAGACGGUGGCCAUCCGCUUCCAGAACCAGCUGAAGGACCUUCGCGCCGAGUUGGAGUCGACCGAGACGCAGUUUAUUCGCUGCAUCAAGCCGAACAUGGACGCCAGCCCCGAGUACUUGAGCAACGGCCUCGUCGGUGCGCAGCUCGAGUCCGCUGGUGUCUUGCAGACGAUCGCGCUGAAGCGCCAGGGCUACCCCGUGCGCCGCCCUCUCGAGCAGUUCUGCAAGUACUUCUACCUCAUCAUGCCCCGCACUACCGUCUCUCUCUCGAAGCAGGAGCGCUACGCCGACGCCUGCAAGGACUUCUUGCAGAGGUACCAGCGGCUGUACAAGUGGAACGAGCCGAACUUCGCCGUGGGCAAGACGAAGGUGUUCCUGCGCGCCGAGGUGUGGUCGGCGCUGGAGCGUUUGGUGCUGCGCCGCCGCGCUCAGCUGCUGUGCCGCUGCAAGCCGUACCUGCAGCGCUGGAUUGCCGAGUUCCGCGAGCGGAAGCGUAUUGAGGAGAUGAAGCGGCUGGAGGAGCUCCGCAAGCUGCGCGAGGCACGGGAGGCGAAGGCGGCCGCGGCGGCCAACGGGGUGCCGGCGAAGAAGAUGCGGUGGGUCGAGGACCUCUCGAACGUGUUCCCGGACGUGGACAUGGACACCCUGAUGGACGCAGCGGUGGAGGCAGACUCGCACGAGGAGGCGCUGCGCGGCGUCCUCGCCAUCCAGGCGGACCGGGUGGACAAGCAGGCUCCGUCCGGCUUCAUUGACGUGGUCACCUCUGCCAAGGUGCGCCCUUCCGUCAUCAGCAGUCUCAUCUCGGCCGACAUCAAGACCGUGUCGGCGCUGUCGAAGCUGCAGCCAGACGAGCUGAAGAGCCUCGGCGCGAAUGAGGUGGAGGUGGUCGCCAUUACGAAGAAGCUGAUGGACCAGCAAACACGGCGGGUGAAGUACCAGCGCCUCGGCGACGCCCUCGGCACCCGAGGCGAGGACGCCGCCACCGAGGAUGUGAUGACGGCAGAGGCGAUCCGCCACCAGGACGACUUCGACGCCAAGGUGCACGCCCUCACGAGCAUGGGCUUCAAGGAGUCCGACUGCCGUGUCGUCUUGGCUCAUUACAACGGCGACGUGCAGCGCACGGCGGCCCGCCUCAUUUACGGCGUGGACAGCCGCAAGAUGCGCAACAACGCCGGCAAGCACAAGCAGUUCAACACGACGGAUGCGAGCACGCAGCAGCUGAUCGCCCUCGGUGCCGCAAAGCAGGACGCGAAGAUGGCGCUGCGCCAGUGCAACGGUGAUGUCGACGGCGCCGCCAAGAUGCUGUUCAAAGUGAAGUAA
This is a messenger RNA of Leptomonas pyrrhocoris, 4833 nucleotides long. Its product is annotated as myosin XXI. Gene Ontology annotation, cellular component: cytoplasm; vesicle; actin cytoskeleton. The coding region runs from base 1675 to 4833 and encodes 1052 amino acids. Gene Ontology annotation, molecular function: microfilament motor activity; actin filament binding; ATP binding. Gene Ontology annotation, biological process: vesicle transport along actin filament; actin filament organization. NCBI's taxonomy places the organism in Eukaryota, Euglenozoa, Kinetoplastea, Trypanosomatida, Trypanosomatidae. The record is from RefSeq and is a predicted model, not a curated record. The transcript has a single exon.